AUGAGCUGCCCAGGAGGAGACCAUGAUUAUGUGAACAUUGUAAUAGACUUCUCCUCCUGGUGCACUCACUUCAGGGCUGAGUUGGUUGAGCCUUUAUUUAAGUCCCUAGAUGCACUGCUUGGGUUCACCAACGUAUACAGUUUCACCCAUAAGUUUCCUCUUAUAUCUAAGUUGAUAUUCCAGGAUAGAUACGCUCCCCCGGACCAGGACCAAGAUGGAGAGUAUGGGGCCCAAGAUGUGUUCACGGGCCAGAGGCGUGGCUCGAAGGCCUUCGCCAGAAAGAUUUUGAUAGCUUUGUCCUACUAUGCUACUGGAAGUUACCAAAAAUUAGUUGGUGGAACAUAUGGCACAUUGAUGUCUCAGCAAUCUGUAUCUCGUGCCAUCAGAGAAGUGACUGAUGCUCUAAACAAUCCCAAUAUCCUUGGAAAAUGGAUAAGAUUUCCGCAAACACGUCAAGAAAGAGAUGCUGUAAAACGAACGACUGUUUUGGGUUGCAUUGAUGGUACACAUAUAAGUAUUGUUAGACCCACAGAAAAUGAGGAGAGGUUUUUCAACAGAAAACAUUUUCAUUCAAGAAAUGUUUUAAUUCAACCAAUUGAUUAUGAUAGUUGUAAGGAGAUGAGUGACGAAGUAAUAGGAAAUAUAAAUGUCAUGACCUCUCCUCAGAAACCUAUCAGGCGCCGUCUUUCUAGCUCAAGCUCGUCCAGCUCUAGUAGCUCUAGCAAUUCUAGAUCUAGCAGCAGUAACUCAAGUAUUACUUCAUCUAGUACUAGUUCUUCUAAUGCUCAUAACACAGGGCGACGACCUUUAGAUGAAAACACCGAUCCACUGCAAGAUAGUUCUAGACAUACAAACGCCGAUCCACAGCCAGGUACAUCUAGAGAUGAAAACGCCGACCCUCAGCCACGAACUUCUAGAGACAAUUUUUCUCCACCAUCCAUAUUGACACCAAUUUGCAACGAUUUGCCAUUGGUUCGACCCCGAACAGCGGUUUGUAAAUAUAUAAUUUCUCCACUUCAUUCGGAGGAAAGUGACGUAGAUCUCAGUGAUGACGACCCCUCUUACAUUCAAGAGAAAAACCAUCGUCAACGUUCACCGAGCCCAGCAGCUGGCAAUUCUAUUGACGAUUAUGUUCCAAUGAAACCAAGGAAACGUAAAGCAGAUCCAAAUAAAUGGAUGCAAAACACGCAAAAAAUUAAACGAAACUUGGGUCAAAGUUAUGUAGCUGUACAUUCAAAGAAAUUGGUCCCUGCACGUAAUAUUAAACCACCUUGUGGCCAAAACUGUCGAUUAAAAUGCAGUGAUCGCAUCGAUAAUUCUAAGAGAUUACAGAUCUUUAACGCCUUCUGGGCAUUAGUGUUAGAGGAUAGUGCAAUUGAAAGAGAUGACUCAGUAGAUAUCGCUAUCCCUGAAGAAUUUUUAAAUAUCACAUUGGCUGAUGAACUAAGGCGAGGAAUUGUAAAAAGAGCUGCCUUAGUUCAACAGCUCUUUGCUGCUAGGACAAUGUAA
Parnassius apollo (apollo) is the source of this 1509-nucleotide messenger RNA. NCBI's taxonomy places the organism in Eukaryota, Metazoa, Arthropoda, Insecta, Lepidoptera, Papilionidae. The record is from the annotation of a GenBank genome assembly.